Messenger RNA from Cucumis sativus (cucumber), 3866 nucleotides. Its product is annotated as endo-1,4-beta-xylanase 1. Gene Ontology annotation, molecular function: hydrolase activity, hydrolyzing O-glycosyl compounds. The record is from RefSeq and is a predicted model, not a curated record. NCBI's taxonomy places the organism in Eukaryota, Viridiplantae, Streptophyta, Magnoliopsida, Cucurbitales, Cucurbitaceae. Bases 838 to 3678 code for a protein of 946 amino acids. The transcript is spliced from 9 exons. Gene Ontology annotation, biological process: carbohydrate metabolic process.
GCAUACAAUACAAAAACCACAAUUGGCGGAGUUCAUACUCGGAGGGAAGUUUCUUGUGAAAGGGGUUUCUUCAACCUCCUCGGAUUCUUUUGACUUUGAGAGCUAAGAAAAGGAACAUCAAUUCAUUUGGAAAGGAAGAAUGGCGUUACGUUUUGGUUGUAUGUAUUAUGAAAUUGGGUCUCAAACGUGGAGGCAUAAUCGAGGAGAUGAAUGGGCAGAUUUAAGCUUUGUUAGUUCUUGUUGUGAAAAUACAGUCUACUAUACAGUUAGGAAUGAGAGCUCCAAACAGCUCGAGAGUUUGGGCAUCAAAACAGGAAACAAAAAUCUAUUUGUUUCUCAAGGCAUAGUCUGUAUGCGAUGAGGAUAUGGAAGAAUUAAUAGAGUUUAGAAGUCACAUCCUUGAUUCCUUUUAGAUGUAAUAUGAACUUUUGAAAAACCCAUUUCACCUAACUCCUAAUUUCCAUAAGUGGCUAUACUGUCAUAUUUCUUUUAAGCAAAUUCUUCUAGUAGGUCUAGGAAGGCAAGAAUGAAAAACAAGAGAUUUGCUUUAUUUAUUGGGAAUUGGGAGACACAUACAGAAUAGUCUUGACGCUUCCAUUUCAAUUCAAGCAUAUAGGGAGGGGCACUAGCUAGUGUUGCUCCAAUCUGCAAGACAAAGCAAAAUAUAUGAAAACCCCUUCGUAUAGUAUUCAAAUCGGUAUUGCUUGACGGAAGGUGAUUACAACAAAUACUGGUGAUUGUUUAAUGAGAUCAAGAGACUUUGAUUGUUUGUUUGGCUAUAGAAGUGUUGGCUUUCCUUAGAAUUUACUCAUAAAUGUGAUUACAAAUUCAUAUAAAAUGAGAAGGGUAUGUGCCUGCUGCUUCACAAGCUCAUCUCCCAACAUCAAACGUCAGAAUCCCAACAGUGACAAGCCUUCUCAGAGCUCUGUUGUGACCAUGAGAACCACUCAACAAAAUAAUGCCACUCAACUUCCAAAGGAUGUGGAAGAAACUCCGGCCAAAUUAAGUCCUCCACGUGCUGCCAAUAUUUUACAGAACCACGACUUCUCAAUGGGGCUACAACAUUGGCACCCCAAUUGCUGUAAUGGCUAUGUAACAUUGGCCAAGUCAAAUAACCUGGAUGAAGCAUCCCAUAGUUCAUGUGCUAGGUAUGCCAUUGCUACCGAUCGAAAUGAAUGUUGGCAGGGACUGGAACAGGAAAUCACCAACAGUAUUAUCCCUGGUAUUACUUAUUCAGUUUCAGCAAUUGUUGGGGUAUCAGGAUCCCUUCAAGGAUUUGCUGAUGUCCUAGCAACUUUAAAGCUAGUGUACAAAGAUUCUACUAUAAACUAUUUGGGCAUUGGGAGAUCUUCUGUGUUGAAAGAUAAGUGGGAGAAGUUGGACGGGACAUUCUCCUUGUCAACCAUGCCAGACCGUGUUGUAUUCUAUCUGGAAGGGCCUUCUCCGGGUAUUGAUUUGCUUAUACAGUCUGUUGAGAUUACUUGUGCUAGUCCCAAUGAAAUGAAGAAAUCUGGGAAAGACAAUGCUAGUGAUGAGAAUAUUAUUCUAAACCCAAAAUUUGAUGAUGACCUCAAAAAUUGGUCUGCAAGAGGAUGCAAGAUUGUUGUACACGAUUCAAUGGGAAAUGGAAAAGUUCUCCCACAGUCUGGAAAGUUUUUUGCCUCUGCAACAGAGCGCACACAGAGUUGGAACGGCAUUCAGCAGGAGAUCACAGGAAGAGUGCAACGAAAGCUUGCUUAUGAUGUUGUUGCUGUUGUGCGUGUAUUUGGAAAUAAUAUCACCACUACUGAUGUACGAGCUACUUUAUGGGUGCAAACACCAAAUUCUCGUGAUCAAUAUAUCGGAAUUGCCAAUGUGCAGGCAACAGAUAAAGAUUGGGUACAAUUACAGGGGAAGUUUCUUUUAAAUGCUUCCCCAUCAAAAGUUGUCAUCUAUAUUGAAGGUCCACCUUCGGGAGUCGAUAUUCUUAUCGAUAGUCUUAUUGUCAAGCAUGCACAAAAGAUUCCUCCUUCACCCCCACCGUCUUAUGAGAAUCCAGCCUAUGGAUUUAACAUAAUUGAGAACAGCAAUCUAAGUAAUGGCACCAACGGAUGGUUUCCCCUUGGGAGUUGUACACUUAAUGUUGGAACCGGGUCACCGCAUAUUGUUCCUCCCAUGGCCAGAGAUUCCCUUGGUCCUUCUCAACCUCUAAGCGGUCGCUACAUUCUUGUGACAAAUCGCACGCAAACUUGGAUGGGUCCUGCUCAAAUGAUAACUGAUAAGGUGAAACUCUUUCUCACAUAUCAAGUGUCUGCUUGGGUAAAGAUUGGCUCUGGGGCAACCGGUGCGCAAAAUGUCAAUGUUGCACUCGGGGUGGAUAACCAAUGGGUGAACGGAGGGCAAGUCGAAAUCAGUGAUAAUCGAUGGCAUGAAAUUGGGGGUUCCUUUAGGAUCGAGAAGCAGGCAACAAAGAUAAUGGUUUAUAUACAAGGUCCUGCUCCAAGUGUUGACUUAAUGGUUGCUGGACUUCAAAUUUUUCCUAUUGACCGCCGUGCAAGGUUAAGAUAUUUGAGGACACAGACAGAUAAGAUCCGCAGGCGUGAUAUCACCCUCAAGUUCUCAGGAUCUAGCUCUAGUGGCACGUUUGUAAAAGUCAGACAAAUGCAGAACAGUUUUCCUUUCGGGACUUGCAUUUCUAGAACAAACAUUGACAACGAAGAUUUUGUUAACUUCUUUGUGAAGAAUUUCAAUUGGGCUGUGUUUGGAAAUGAGCUCAAGUGGUAUUGGACAGAACCACAACAAGGAAACUUAAACUAUAAGGACGCCGAUGAGUUAUUGGAUUUAUGCAAGAGCCACAACAUAGAGACCCGUGGUCACUGCAUCUUUUGGGAAGUGCAGGGUGCUGUGCAACAAUGGAUUCAGUCCUUAAACAAGAAUGAUAUGAUGGCUGCUGUUCAAAAUCGCCUUACAGAUUUAUUAACACGCUACAAGGGAAAGUUCAAGCACUAUGAUGUGAACAAUGAGAUGUUGCAUGGAUCAUUCUAUCAAGACCAUCUUGGCAAAGAUAUUCGAGCAGACAUGUUUAAGAACGCCAACAAACUUGAUCCAUCAGCUCUCCUAUUUGUGAAUGACUAUCACGUUGAGGACGGAUGCGACACGAGAUCUUCUCCUGAGAAGUACAUAGAGCAAAUUCUUCAACUACAAGAACAAGGGGCUAUAGUGGGAGGAGUUGGGAUCCAAGGGCAUAUUGAUAGUCCAGUGGGACCAAUUGUUAGUUCUGCUUUAGACAAAAUGGGAAUUCUAGGUCUUCCAAUUUGGUUCACAGAACUUGACGUGUCCUCCAUCAACGAAUACGUAAGGGCCGAUGAUUUAGAAGUGAUGCUUCGAGAAGCUUAUGCUCAUCCUGCAGUAGAAGGUAUAAUGUUAUGGGGAUUCUGGGAGUUGUUUAUGAGCCGGGACAAUUCUCAUUUAGUGAAUGCUGAAGGCGAGAUCAAUGAAGCGGGAAAACGAUACUUGGGUCUAAAACACGAAUGGCUUUCGCACGCAAGUGGACAGAUGGAUGGGACGAGUGAGUUCAAAUUCAGAGGCUUUCAGGGAACAUAUAACGUACAGAUCAUUGUCAAUGCCUCUAAGAAGAUAUCAAAGACAUUUGUAGUAGAGAAGGGAGAUACACCUGUGGAGAUAUCUAUAGAUAUGUGAAAGCACCCAUACCCAGUAGUGCUUCUGCUUGUGCUUGAAUACACGCGGUAGCACUGAACAUACAUUUUCAAAGAUGUGUGUAAUACAAUAAAUCCCUCCCCCUUCCAAUUUCGUCCCAAAUACUAAUUUGUAAUAAUAUCAGUUCCAAAAGAAUAAAUAAAUAUAUGUGUUGUUUUAUUUGUUGUGAA